GAUGAGGAGGCCACUUACACCGGCGGGGCUACUGUGUCCACCUGUUAUAUUGUGCAUAUUGUAUAAUUAGGGACCUCCGUUUCAAUUUGACAUGCUAUUAACUCUGCCUGUUCCUGUGUCUUGACCAUACGCUCCUCCAUUUCUCACCGUGCUAGGUCGUCUCGUUCCUUCUAGUAGACUCGACCUCGAAAUUGAAAGCCAACGGGAACAAUAGGAACAAUAGGGACAGUAGGAUAUACUAGCACAAUGGCGAGAUCUCUGGAAGGAAAGCUCGGUAUUGUGACCGGUGGAUCUCGAGGCAUCGGUGCCGCCAUCGCCGAGAACCUCGCCUCGAAGGGCUGCAAUGUGGUGAUCAACUACACCUCGGCCUCCUCGACCGAGCUCGCAGCCUCCCUCGCCGCCCAGCUCUCCUCAGCCCACAACGUCCGCGUGGUACCCGUCCAAGCCGACGUCGGCACGCCCGCAGGUGCCGCCACCCUCAUCUCGGCGGCGAAGGAGAGCUUCGCCGGCGCCGACUCCCGCUUCCAGAUCGACAUCCUCAUCAACAACGCCGGCAUCGCCAUCAACGGCACCAUCUCGCAGGUGAAGGUGGAGGACUUCGAGGCGAGCUACCGGGUCAACGUGCUGGGCCCGCUGCUGGUGGUGCAGGCGGCGCAGCCGUACCUGCCGACGGACCGGUCGGGCCGCAUCAUCAACCUCAGCUCGGUGUCGUCGUCGACCGGGUUCGUGACGCAGUCGGUCUACGGCGGCACCAAGGCGGCGGUCGAGGCCAUGACGCGCUCGUGGGCGCGCGAGCUGGCCGCCAACGCCACCGUCAACUCGGUCAACCCGGGCCCCGUCGAGGGCCCCAUGUACGCGGCCAACCCGCCCGAGUUCAUGGAGGGCAUCGCCGGCUGGGUGCUGCACACGCCGCUGAUGAAGGCGCGGGAGGGCAUUGACAGCCCCGAGGUGGUCAAGGACGCGAAGGAGAGCGGCGGCCGGCCUGCUUACACCAAGGAGGUGGCCGGUAUCGUGGGCAUGCUGUGCGGUGAGGAGGCCGGGUGGUGUACCGGGCAGGUGGUGAGCGCCAAUGGCGGGAUGAUUAUGCAGUAGACGGGAUAUUCAUAGAGUACCUUACCUAGAUUAGAAGGACUGGGUUUUUCUCUUGCUAGUUUCAUAGAGCGCCGCUUAGCCGGGCUUCUCUCAGUCGGACAACCCUUGCUGGGCAACGGUUGCCAUUAGAAAUCCGACUUGUCAAACCACCGUUCAUCCCAAUGCCUCGCUACUGUACUUCGGUACCUAGCCCUGCCACUACCGAACGCGUGGAGGAGAGCCCGCCUGUUCCGCCAUCGCCGGGGUGCGGGGAUCCUGAAUUUUAGCCCCGC
Molecule: messenger RNA, 1364 nt
Organism: Chaetomium fimeti
Lineage: Eukaryota; Fungi; Ascomycota; Sordariomycetes; Sordariales; Chaetomiaceae
Exons: 2
Coding region: 247-1092 (281 amino acids)
Molecular function (GO): oxidoreductase activity, acting on the CH-OH group of donors, NAD or NADP as acceptor
Source: RefSeq, a predicted model, not a curated record